UGCGAGUGUGGGCGCGAGGCGAGGGGGCGCCUUUAGAACCGCAGCUGUCGCCGUCGCAGGGGAGCAUUUGCCCAUUCUUCGCCACAGAGGAGAGAGAGAGAGUGAGAGAGAGAGAGAGACACAGACAGCCAGCCAGCCAGCCAGCCACAGAGAACACUGGACUGGAGUCGAAGGCAGUGGAGUGGUGCUCCUGAGUCGAGGAGAGAGAAAGGAGCCGGGCAGCAUCGCCUCGAGCUGAGCUGAGCUUGAGCUGAGCCCAGCACUGAGAGACAAAGAGUCGCAAUCUGAGCACGAGGAGGAGAGAGGACGCAGCUGGGGCGAGCCCGUCACUCAAAUUCCAUGAGGUCUCCCUCAACCAUGCGCUGUAGAUUCCAGCGAGGGCUGCACACCAUCGGCGUGAGAAAGUGAGUCGCGGAGAGGUCCGCGGUGAAGUGGACGUGGUCGAGAGAGGGAGAGAGAGAAGGAGAGGCAAGUAGACGGGAGCUGCAACUGGCUAUCAGUACGCUUUUGGCCCUUUAACAAGUGGGAUUGAGCUCGAAGAAGUCGUGCAGGAGAGAGGCGAAAAGCUCGUUUGUACUGCAGGGAAACGGGACAGUGUGUUGAAAUUCUGGAACACGGAGGUUUGGAGGAGUGGUGGUGGUGAUUUGGAUGAGCGCCGCAUAGUGAUCCGAGGAAGCCAGGGCUCGCGUAAGACGGGAUACAACAUUUUAUUCAGAGGCGGAGUGCGAGAAAUAGCUCGAGCGAGGUGGGAAGUAGCAUGAGCUUGGAGAAGCUGGACUUUCAGUAAGAUGGGUUUAAUGAGCAGGGCUGCUGUUGAACCAGACGCAAUGGGUAACAAAGCGACCGAUUCCCGAUGGCUCUUUCCGCUGCGGAGAUUCGAGGAGGAGCUUUUGGAGCACAUUCUCAUGUCUGCAAGUUGUUCUAAUCCAUGGCCCGGUCGCCGUGGUGGCAAGGAGGCGGAGUCCGGUACCCAAGGCUUUCCCGUGGCCAAGGAGAGGAGCAACGUCACAGACGUGGUGCAGCGGAAGAUUGAGAAGAUAGGUAAGAAUGUCGUCGGGAAGGUGAAAGUGUUGAAGCAGGUGUUCACCGAGUCGCUGGACAAGGGUUCCGAGAAAGAGGCAGGUCGGGCCAGCCGCGAGGAAUGUAGGAAAGUGGCCUGCAACGAAAUAGUUCGCGCCACUCUGCACAGGCAUCCUGGAAGCCAGCUGCCCGAUGUUUUCGUCUGCACCCUUCAAGCACACUUCGACUCUUUCCCCAACAGCUAUGCGAGGGCGGGAUUCAACAGCGAGCAGGUGUUCAUGCACAUCCGGUUGCUGGACCAAGCGAAACUGCAGCCGGCGAAUAUGCCCGUGCUCCAUCUCCAGGCAGCGGACUGCAUGAGCCGCUCCAGCAAUGUCAGCGAGUUCUCAUCGACAACCAGCUCGCCUUCGUCCUCCGUGUGGGACGACAACGACCGGAGUUUGAUGGACGAGGUCAUAGACGUGGCCUUCGCGUGCAAUUCUUCCGUGUCGAAGCCCGCUCUCGUCUGGGCCUUCGAACACGAGAUGAUAACCGUCAAACAGGCGACCGUAUUCGAGCGCAAGGGCUCGAGUCUUGGAGUAAUCCAAAUUCAGUGUCCCCGCGAGAAAUCGCAGCAAGAUUUCAUCCGGCAGGUUAUCAGAACCGCCAUCCGCAAGUCAAGAUUCUCGAAAUUUUCCUUCGGGUUGUGCGGCUGCGAGGUUCCCAGCUUCUCGGACCAGAGAGGAGUGGACGUGCGCUCGACCUGCUCCAGCAAGGAUCAAGCAUCAGUGUCUUCAGCCGAAGAGGGCUCCGAAUUCAAAGAGAACUAUUGGAACGAGGCGGACUUCAACUUCACCUCGACGAGCUUUGUCAACUCCGGCUACGGAGUGUACGGUUCUUAUGGCUACCCCUGCUACCGAGGUCCAUCGUCGCCCGGGGGCCUGUUUCGGAUUCUAGCUGCCGAGGGCACGUCUCCUGAGAUCAUAUCAGGCGAAGGUGAGCUGGGCAGAUGGCUCGUGGACGGGGCCGAGCUUCUAAUCGAAGAAGAGGUAAUUUGCACGGGAUCUUCAGGGACCACGUACCAUGGGCACUUUAAGGGCGAGGAGGUAGCGGUGAAGGAGGUGAAGGGCUGCAAAGGCGGGCUCAUCAUCGAAGGGGACCUCCGGCGGGAUGUACUAUCGCUCUCGAGUUGCGACCAUAAAAAUCUGGUCCCCUUUUACGGCAUCUCCCUCGACACUCGCCACUCCAGCUACAUUGCGACGGUGUGCAAGUACAUGGAGGGCGGGUCUCUCUUCUCUCUCGUCCAGAAGGGAGGCGGGCUCCAACUCUCGGACCUCCUGCGCAUCGCCAGGGAUGUAGCGGAGGGGUUGCGAUUUCUGCACGACCAAGGCGUAGUGCACAGGGAUCUGAAAAGUACGUCCGUCCUCUUCGAUGGGAGCGGCGCUGCUCGAGUCGGGGAUCUAGGAGUAGUCCGACUAUGGAAUGCCUUCACCGAGGACAUUCCCGUGGGUUCGAACUUCUACUGGAUGGCUCCAGAGGCUCUGGGAAUAGAUUCGGAGAGCAACACGGUGACGGGAAAGAGCGAUGUGUACAGCUAUGGCAUGCUGCUGUGGGAGAUGCUCACGGGCCAGCAGCCUUACGCCAGCUACUCACCGGUGCAGGCAGCGUUGGGCGUGGCAGUGCACGGAAUGAGACCCACCAUCCCGGACACGACGUUUCUCCCGUUGAAAUGCUUGAUCGAGCAAUGCUGGGCCAGCGACCCGCUGGACAGACCGGACUUUUCGGAGGUGCUCGAAGUGUUGGACAUGGCGACUCAAGAGCUGCUCAGCCGCGACAAGUCCUGACUCUAGAACUGCGGAUCGGCCUGCUCAGUGUAGUUAUGUAUCCCUCCCGUUGCGAGAUCGAGGCAACAUAGUCCUCACGGGGAAAAUUACUAAAGUAGCUCCAGUAUUAGGUUUUGGGGUGAGAUAGAUCGUCACAUCCAUCGCGGAUCGGCGAAGCAGCGUAGACAGUGAAGGAAUGUAGCGAAGCAAGGUGCAGGAUUAUCGAUUCAGGUUGCCCGUACUCAACCCGCGGUAGUGCGCUAACAGCUCAAACUGGAGAUGCGAAUCCCUAUAUAGGAAAGAUGCCCGCUUUUGGCCUUUUGUUGACCACGAGGAGCCCUGCAGCUCUCAACAAUCUCUGCUUCGGUUCCUCCUGGUUCCAGUUUUGUUCUUUGUACUAUACUGUAUAACCGCUCUUGCAUAAGCAAAGUCGUUCCUUUCCGUUCGCAU
This is a messenger RNA of Marchantia polymorpha subsp. ruderalis, 3272 nucleotides long. NCBI's taxonomy places the organism in Eukaryota, Viridiplantae, Streptophyta, Marchantiopsida, Marchantiales, Marchantiaceae. The record is from the annotation of a GenBank genome assembly.